UUCGUUUCCUUCCACAACCAUCCACCAAUGCGCUCUGCUGCAAUUCUGACUGUUGCCGUGCUCGCGCUCGCCGCCUGCGCCUCGGCCCAAUUCAUCAGCGUCAAGUCUGCCUCCGUCUGGCUGACCCCCACCCAAGGCAAUGUCGCCCAGGGCACCAUCCGCCUCGACGUUGUGUCCGAGCAGCUGACGCGCAUCACGGCAAACAUCACUGGCUUGGCAGCGAACAGCGUGCACGGCUUCCACAUCCACGAGCUCGGCGCGCUGGACGCCCAGGGUCUUGCCUCGGGUGGCCACUACAACCCCUUCAAUGUGACACACGCGUGCCCCGGCACUGGCGCUGCAGUCCGCCAUGUCGGCGACCUCGGCAACAUCAAGGCCGACGCCAACGGCAACGCUGUCUACGAUGAAGUCAACGAGCUCGUCAAGCUGAACGGCAUCACCUCUGUCAUUGGCCGUGCUUUCAUUCUCCACCUCAACCCCGAUGAUUGCGUCACUCAGCCCGUCGGCAACGCUGGCUCCCGCAUCGCUCAGGGCGUUAUUGGCAUUCUGAUCGAGAACUAAAAAUGCACUUGGUUUCGAUGGCAAUCUCUGCGUGUUUGUUAUUUUUAUCUGCUAGUCAACUCGACAGUGCUGUUGCUGCGACUUUGCGACCUUUUAUCUCGGUGCGAUCGGCUAGCCUUCAGCGAGAGGCAGCCCGAUUCGAGCAUGUCGAUAGUUUUGUUUUUCAGCCGCCAAUACACUGUUGCCUAUUCCCGAUUGUCGGGGUUG
Molecule: messenger RNA, 768 nt
Organism: Capsaspora owczarzaki ATCC 30864
Lineage: Eukaryota; Filasterea; Ministeriida; Capsasporidae
Product: copper/zinc superoxide dismutase
Exons: 4
Coding region: 28-561 (177 amino acids)
Biological process (GO): removal of superoxide radicals
Molecular function (GO): copper ion binding; superoxide dismutase activity
Source: RefSeq, a predicted model, not a curated record